Fimicolochytrium jonesii is the source of this 1149-nucleotide messenger RNA. RefSeq lists its product as uncharacterized. The transcript has a single exon. Bases 1 to 1149 code for a protein of 382 amino acids. The record is from RefSeq and is a predicted model, not a curated record. Lineage: Eukaryota; Fungi; Chytridiomycota; Chytridiomycetes; Spizellomycetales; Powellomycetaceae.
AUGGAAGGAUGGUUUCUAGGCGCCAACUACUAUUCGAUCAAAAAGGAGAACAUCAAAACUUGGGUUGCGUGGGCGUUCAUGGACCAGGAUCUGGAAACCCUUGACGAAGAAAAAGUUGAUGAGGUCGAAAAGCUUGUGAGCACGAUAGAGCGCUAUUCUCAUCAUUCAUUUCCACCGGGCAGGAACGAUAACAUCAGAUGCAUACGUCUCAACAUUGAUGCAAUGCAAACCACUCAUCGGCCUUGGAUCUACUACGCAGUCUGCAAAGGCAUCGGGGCUAUUGCUCACAUUUGUGUUCGUGCUCUCGGCUAUUACCAGCGCUCUAUCAGACUUACGGGCACCGCGGGGGACGUGGCCACCUUCUGGUAUCGGCCUGCGACCAGGCCUGCACAUCCAAGUGCCGUGCCGGUCGUAUUUAUUCACGGAAUCGGAAUUGGAUUCUGUCAGUAUCUCGCGAUCCUUGCACAGCUUCCGCGAAACGUGCCAGUGUACCUACUUGAAUGGGCGCACGUUUCCAUGCAGUUGAGUGAAGAAGUUCCCACCAUUGAGCACACAUUGGAGUUGAUAUCGUGCGUGCUGACCCUCGACAGCGUCGCAAGAGCGUGUUUUGUCGCUCACAGCCUGGGGACCGUCGCCGUUUCGUGGAUCAUCCAUUCCUCACAACAUUCUUCGUUGGUGGCGUCAGCGGUGCUUCUCGAUCCCGUCAACCUUCUCCUGUGUGACCCCAAGGUCGCGUUCAACUUCCUCUACCGGACACCUGCCAACUCCCUCGAACUCGCUAUGAAUUAUUUUGUCAGCCGGGAGAUGUACAUCGCAAAUGCACUCAGCAGGCAUUUCCAUUGGAGCAGGAACAUCAUGUUUUACGACGAUCUGCCCAAGUGCGAAAACGGGUUGACCAACGUUGUGAUGUUGUCCGAUUUAGAUAGUAUCGUACCGUCUGAGAGAGUCAAGGCGUAUCUAGAGGCUAGUGCGGCGGCGGAAGGAGGGAAAGGGAAAGUCCCGAUGGAGCUUAUCUACCACACGAACCAACAUCAUGGCCAGAUUCUGAUACGCAUGGAUCGACUGGCGGAAAUUGCGAAGCAUGUCGGGCGCGCAUGCGGCGCUACCGCCGUCGAGACAGAACCUCUACAAUCUGUUUUUGCCGGGUGA